AUCUCCUUUGACUCUUUGUCUUGCUCAUCUGCAGAAUUUGCGCAUUGCGGCCAGGGAGCCAGGCCGGGCAGCACGCAGACGUCCCCGACGCAUCCAUAUUAUCCGCUGCUGCACAUGAAGACCAGUCCGUAUACCAGUCCCAUUGCCACGCCCAAUCAAAUUAUCAAAUUCGAGCAUGCUGGAAUCAUGGAUGAUAAUGAGCAUGAGCUGCGCAUUGAUAGCGGCCGUGCCACGCCCACACAUUGUUCACUGCACGGUCCUGGGCAUGGUCAUGGGCGUCACGGCAACAAUGGCGACAACGAUGACAGCAAUAACAACAACAACGAGGAUGAUGAGGACGACGACGAUGAUAACGGCAAUAAGCCCUUUGAUCUGCGCAUAGGCAUUGCCAAAGUGCUGGUAGCUGCCGCCCAGGUGCACGGUGCCCUGCCGCUGGGCCACCAUCCGCAUCAUUCACAUCAGCAGCACCACCAACAGCAGCACACACGUCCGCUGGCCCAGCUAAUGCAGCAGUCCAGUCCCGACGAGCCGCUGCGCCGCUACAGCAGCAGCAGCAGCGUCGGCAUCGCGCCCACAACGCUGCCCAGCAACAGCAGCAGCAGCUUGGUAGCUGCUGCAGUCGCUGCUGUGGCAGCUAACAAUACAAGUGCCUCGACGAGCGGCGGUGCCUCGACAUCGGCUGCAGCUGCAGCGGCCGCAGCGGUGGCAGCAGGUCUCGUCACACCCAAUGCCACACUUGGCGCUGCUGGUCCGUCAGUUGGCGGCAGCUGGAGCAGCGCCGGUGGCAGCGGUGGUGCUGGUGGCAGCAGCGGUGGCGGCGGUGGUGGUGGUGGUGGUGGUGGUGCCUAUGCCUGCGAUCGUUGUGGCAACACAUACGCCCGUCCGCACAGCCUGAAUCGUCAUGUGCGUUUCGAGUGCGGCGUGGAGCCGCAAUUCGAGUGCCCCAUCUGCCACAAGAAGUCCAAGCAUAAACACAAUCUUGUGCUGCACAUGCGCACGCACCAACAUCGAUGAUACAAUCAACAACAAUUGCAAGGACGCCAGCAACUGGCAACUGCUGUUGCUGUUGCCUCCACUGUUGCUGCUGCUGCUGCUGCUGCUGCUGUUGUCACUAGUUAGUUAGCCAAGUUUCUGUGCAGCGCUUUCCGGAUUCAGUCCAGUUCAGUUCAGUCCAAAAACAACAAAUGAAAGAAGCAAAAACAGUGCGCGGUUUUUUUUCUUCAAAUGAUCUU
Molecule: messenger RNA, 1232 nt
Organism: Drosophila novamexicana
Lineage: Eukaryota; Metazoa; Arthropoda; Insecta; Diptera; Drosophilidae
Product: transcriptional repressor scratch 1-like
Exons: 1
Coding region: 115-1014 (299 amino acids)
Source: RefSeq, a predicted model, not a curated record